UUUGCUUUGCAUGCAUUGCAUUGAAAUAUUUCCAAAUGGCAGAUUUGCCGAAAAGUGAUAAAAAGUGGACGCACGAGCGUAAAAAGUUGCUUAUCACCGUAAGGCUUAGCCAUGAAAGUGAUUUCGCAACUAAAACAAAAAAGCGUAGCACAAUUUGGCAGAAAAUUAGGCGGGAUAUACUGAAAAAGGACAAAGCAUUUCCAUUUUCUCUCGAUGAAAUAAUGCGCUGCUACACCAACUUGUUGGGCACAUAUAAGCGAAUAAAGAGAAGAAGCGCAACGUCCGGCAAAGCUGCCACCAAUUGGGAGUUCUUUGAGGAAAUGGACGACGUAUACGGUACACGCUGCAGCGUUGUUGCACCUGAGAAUAUGGUGAGACGUUCUUUGGAACCAACUGGAAACGAAAACUCUUCUUCAUCGCCGUCUCCUUGUCCUUCCCCUUCUGCAUCCUCAGAGGUCACGCAUACGAUAAGAACCCGAAAACGUAAACGAAAUGAAGUUAUUUCUUUCUUAACAUCCGAAUCCGAAAAACAAGAGAAAUUGUUUGAGGCACUGGUGGCGACUGAGAAAGAAAAAGUAAAGAUUGAAAAGGAAAAGUUGAUGGAACUAAAAUCCAUACGUAAAUUAUAUGAACGAAUUUUAGAACGCAAUAUCGACAUUAUCUAACUAUUUUUUUUUUUUUUUUAUUAUUAUAAUCUGACUAAAAUUUAUUAAGAUUGCGMCGAUGUUUGUAACGCCUAAAAGUUUAGACUCUAUAAAGUAUAUUAAUAUACAAAUGAUCAAUGUAACGAGCUGAGUCGGAUUACCCAUGCCCGUCCGUCUAGUAUAUAUAAAAAUUGUAUGUUCGUCUGUCUGUAUAUACAAUAAUAUAUAUAUAUGUAAACUGACCGAUAAAAGYUCUUCUAAGGAAUCUUUAAUAUUUCCAAAGGGUUUUAUAAUUUCGUUGCAAAGAAGUCARCGUUUUUUCWUGUUUCUAGUUUCUUUUAACAUUACAUAAUGAAUUUUUACUAAAACAAUAUUUAUKUUAAUAUUGAAUUUUUAAUCAAAA
Messenger RNA from Bactrocera latifrons, 1047 nucleotides. RefSeq lists its product as uncharacterized. The record is from RefSeq and is a predicted model, not a curated record. NCBI's taxonomy places the organism in Eukaryota, Metazoa, Arthropoda, Insecta, Diptera, Tephritidae. The coding region runs from base 36 to 665 and encodes 209 amino acids. The transcript is spliced from 2 exons.